AUGUGGUUUGUUGUGUCUUGCCUCUUGCAGUCUUGGCGGUGUUGCAACUUUUGUGGUCAAAAGCGUCCAACACGACUUCUCGCUCUGGCAGUCUGGGGGGUUUCUCUCCUUUUACAGACCGAGAUCAAGGACAUACAGAGUACAGGCACUUCUCUUCCUCACUUUAGUCUUCGCCGUAAUUGCAGUUGCUUGGUUUGAGAAUGGAGGACCACUUCGUACUAGACGCCGGCUCCCCACCCUCUGGUGGUCGAGAUGAGACAGGCGACGAACCAGACGCCAAGCGUCUCCGAACAACGUUUCCCGGAAAGCGGUCCUCCACAGUUAUCCUGAAGUUCUUAGUCAGCAAUCAUGAGGCAGGUUCGAUCAUAGGUUCUUCUGGUAGAACAAUCCGCGAAGUGCAUGAAAAGUCCGGUGCUGUCAUCAAACUGUCCACCGCCAGGGAAAUGUUUCCCGGCACUGACAAACGAGUUGCUCUGUUGAGCGGCAGUAGAAUGGAGGUGGAAGAUGCCAUGAUCAUGCUGCUUGAUAAGAUGUCUGCAGAUGCAGCAAACUGGCGUGAGACACUGAACGAACUGGACAUUGUAGUUCCCAAUAACACAGCCGGUCUCAUCAUAGGGAAGGGAGGGGAGACCAUCAAAAGCUUGCAACAGGAAACGGGCGUCCGUCUCAAGGUCUCUGACAAAAGAGAUCAAGAUAUUCACAAGUUAGCUGAGCGUCGUGUCUUGUUGAAUGGUGAUCUAGAACGGCUGAAGCAGGUAGUUACACUGCUUCUAAACAUGAUAGAGACUGAUCCGAUGUCUGGCUCAGUUCCUACUGUCACAUACAAUAACAGUUCGGCCGGUGGUUCUUCCUCCGGGUCAGCACCGUACCAGGGUGCGGGGCUGUCACAGAAUCCACCUAGUAACCAUGGCAACAACAUGGAGUCACGCUCACACCAUCAUCAUACGUCGCGCCAGUCUCCCAACCUCUCCAACAUGAACCCGUCAUCCACGUUCGACAGUCGGCCAUCCAUUACGCCGCCAUCCCUUGCCGGUCAAGUCUCGCAACCCAUCUGCAGUUGGCCCGGUGUGCCACCAGCCACAGCGGCCAUUGAACUGCCUGUGCCAUCAAUGUUGCUUGACAGUCUGCUCAACCAACAACCAUCGGCAUUGCAUCAAAUUGAAGGAUAUAGCCAAGCGUCACUCCAUGUAACUGUCAACGGUAACUCCAAGUAUCGAGUUAUCUCCAUCUCUGGCACUCUGUCUGCUGCUGAAACUGGUGUCUUCCUUCUCAGACAGAAGUUACAGCAGCAGCAGGAAAACACUAGCAUGUAAUCACUGUCUCGCCAGCCAAGCAUCAUUCUAGACUAACGCCGCCCUGCACUUGCCUCAUGCAUGUAGCGUAGCCACGUGCACUAAGCCAUGUUAGAGACACAUCAUGCCGUUUUUGUCGUGCUUUCUCAUCCAUCGCCUUUGAUCAUGUUGACCAAACCCAAUGUCUAAUUGUACGGGCAUUGCCUUUUGCCACGCUUGUAUCUUAAGCCAGUCAUUUGUCUUACAUGUCUUUAGCACUGCCGACUGGCGUGUCUUUCCAGUUUUAUUCGAGUUUUACCCGUUUCUACACACAAUAUGGCAUACAACGUAGGUCCAUAACUAUCAUGCAGAUGCCUUGCUUGUCAUGCCAUUCAAUUGCCAAUCAAGUCAAGACUUUACUGUAUAUCCUAGCUAGCUGGCCAUCCACGUACAUGUACAGAAACUGUGGUUGUAGUGUAUUACUAUUAGUCUGGCUUCAACCUGCUGCGUCACCGCCAUGCAGUGGUCACUGGGACUCGGUCACUGUGUUGUCAUAUUUAAACUAACUUGCACUGGGAGCCCAUGCAUGGGAAAUACCCCUCAGCUAGCAACCAUCCUACUCGCACAUCACACAGUACAUGUAUAUUCCACGGUGGAGUCUUUCAUUAUAGGC
This is a messenger RNA of Sycon ciliatum, 1944 nucleotides long. RefSeq lists its product as uncharacterized. Gene Ontology annotation, cellular component: nucleus; cytoplasm. Lineage: Eukaryota; Metazoa; Porifera; Calcarea; Leucosolenida; Sycettidae. Bases 201 to 1313 code for a protein of 370 amino acids. Gene Ontology annotation, biological process: regulation of alternative mRNA splicing, via spliceosome; mRNA splicing, via spliceosome. Gene Ontology annotation, molecular function: mRNA binding. The record is from RefSeq and is a predicted model, not a curated record. The transcript is spliced from 2 exons.